Messenger RNA from Arachis stenosperma, 825 nucleotides. RefSeq names its product transcription factor GTE12-like. Lineage: Eukaryota; Viridiplantae; Streptophyta; Magnoliopsida; Fabales; Fabaceae. Gene Ontology annotation, molecular function: protein binding. The transcript has a single exon. The coding region runs from base 1 to 825 and encodes 274 amino acids. The record is from RefSeq and is a predicted model, not a curated record.
AUGAGUGACAUUGAAGCAGUUGCAUCCCUCAAGAGAGAAGAGGAUACAGAGUGCCAAAAGGAAAAGAAGCAGAAGAUGAGAAGGAUCAUGGAUUUGAAAGCAUCUCGCCAAUGUUCUACUAUUCUCAAUGUUUUGUCCACUCACAAACAUGGAUGGCUUUUCAAUCAGCCAGUGGAUCCUGUUUUGUUCCAAAUCCCUGAUUAUUUUGAUAUCAUAACACAUCCCAUGGAUUUAGGCACAAUUAAAUACAAGCUCGAGUCAAAUAGCUAUCCUUUUAUGGAGGAUUUUGUGGCUGAUGUGAGAUUGACCUUCUGUAACUCCAUGAUAUACUAUGCCCGUGGUGAGAAAGUUUAUAAAAUUGCAAUGGAGCUCAGCCAAAUAUUUGAGGGUAAAUGGGAAGAGUUUGAGAGAAGUUUGAAGUGUGAACAAGAUCCUGAAAAAAGUAUGAAUCAAGAAAAUGAUACAUUGUCCAACAAGCCACCUCAAAGACUUGCGAGAAUUUGUUACACACCAACUUUUAGUGCUACGUUCAGAGUAAUUCCGAGAGGCAUGCACAAAGGAUCAAAAGGACGUGUACACAAAUCUGGUACUAAUAAACUGGAAAGACGAGGCCAUCGCAACUCACAUUUGCAGAAGAAAUCUGAUGCUGAUUCUGUUGAGAAAGAGUUAGGAUUGAGACCCAAAUUAAAGCUGCUGAAAAAGAGCCUAAAGAGACAGAAAAAUAUAGAAAGAGAAAUUGCUAUUGGAUUAGAAAAGAUUAAGAUAACUGCGGAUGAAAAAGAUAAAAGUAUGAAAGAACUUGAAAUCUUUCUCCUCAAUCCCUAG